This is a messenger RNA of Eruca vesicaria subsp. sativa (arugula), 1098 nucleotides long. The record is from the annotation of a GenBank genome assembly. Lineage: Eukaryota; Viridiplantae; Streptophyta; Magnoliopsida; Brassicales; Brassicaceae.
AUGUCGUCCUCUUCGGAAGAGAAGAAGCUGAAGCAACAGAACCCAACUCCAACACUUCCCGAUGAAAUACUCAGAAGUUGCAUCGCAAAACUCUCAAAACUAUACUACCCGACUCUCUCCCUCGUCUCGAAAAGCUUUCGAUCUCUUCUAGCAUCACCGGAGCUAUACAUAGCCCGAUCACUCUCUGGACACACCGAGAGCUGUCUCUACGUAUGCCUAGAGUCAUCUUCCGGCUCACGAUGGUUCACCCUCUGCCUAAAACCUGAUAAAAACAAAGAUGACGUCAGCAAGAACAAGAACAAGAAGAGUUAUGUUUUGUCCAAAGUCCCAACUCUCCACUCUCCUCCCGCCGUGUUUUCGGGUCUUGUCUCCGUCGGUUCAGACAUCUACAACAUCCGAUCCUCCUCCAACGUCUCGGUUCUUGACUGUCGGUCUCACACGUGGCGCAAAGCUCCGAGCUUGCCUCUGCAGCUGAUGGCGCUCUCCGCUUGCGUCGUCGACGAGAAGAUAUACGUAGCGGGGAUCCACGGCGAGUCGUUGAAGAACUCGUCGAAGGUGCUUGACACGAGAAAGAGCUCGUGGAAUCACGUGGUCUCCAUCCCUUGCCGCAUGACGAGACGAGGGGUCUUGAACAUGGUGAGCGUGUGCGUCGACGGGAAGCCGCACGUGGCGACUGAUGGAAGAGUGGUUUGUUAUGACUCAGAGGGAGGUAAGUGGGAUGUGGGGAAAACGAAGAUGGGUUCUUUUUGGUUUUCGGAUUCUUAUUGCGGGGUUGAGAAUGUUUUGUACUCUGUUUAUAAUGGGAAGUUUAGAUGGUAUGAUGGUGAGGUGAAUGUUUGGAGAGGUGUGGAGGGUUUAGUCGGAAUGCCUAAAUUUUUGCCUGGUGUUUCGGUUAGAUUGUGUGAUUAUGGUGGUAAGAUGAUUGUCGUGUGGGAUGAGAACAUGCUGUCUAGUGGCGAGAACAAGAUUUGGUGUGCUGAGAUUGAGCUUGAAAGGCGUGGGGGUUCGGAAAUUUGGGGAGAAGUUGAGUGGAUUGAUCAUGUGCUUACAGUUCCUAUAGGCUAUUAUAUCGUCAAGGCUCUUUCUGUUACCGUUUGA